AUGCUUGCUCAGGUGGUUGGCGAGCCCCAAAACUCUGACUCUUCUCGGAAGCUGAGCUGUGGUUGUGACAGGAAGCUGUCUGCAAAAAAGGCAAAGAAGAAAGGCAUAUUCUGGGGCAUCGAGGUGACCAAAACACUCAGAUGGCAUGGCUGGGAAACUGGAAAAGAGAUGAUCAAACAUCUGAUCUUGAAAAACGUUCAUGAGAGAACCCAGAAGCUGAGCUACAGAUGUCCUUCCACAGGAUUCUUCUUCACCGUUUUUCCACAGCCGAUUGUUCUGAGCCCUGGUAUAUCCUUAACUCUGCCCAUCGUUUUCCGUCCCACUGAAAAGAGGGAGUAUGAAGACAGCAUCCGCUUUAAGAAGGCUGAAGGCGAGUUCUCUGUCACCCUCCGUGCUACACUUCCAUGUCCCUGUCUGUCCUUCCCAGCUACUGUCCAGUUGCCCACCUGUGCUGUCAACAAUGUCACGGAGAGAGCAUUCUCUCUGCGCAAUAUUGGUGAUCUUGCUACCAGCUUUGCCUGGAAGACACCAAGCCCUUUCUCUAUGAUUCCUAAAUUUGGAAUGUUGAAGCCAGGUGCUGAGUUCAUGGUCAAGGUGGUCUUCCAACCCAAGAUGGCUGCAGUGUACAAUGUGGCAGCAACAUGCUGCUUUGGAGUUGAAGAGAAACAAAAGAGGACUAUCCAACUAAAAGCCAUGGCAAAAUACCCCUACCUGCGGGUGAGUCUGACAGGGGAAGAGUAUGAAGGUGUACAGCCCGAAACAUUUGAGGAUGUGCUGUGCUUUGGAUCAGUGCCAGUGGGGACAACUGUGGAGAAAUGUGUAGAAAUCUGCAAUAUGUCUGUGGUUGAUGCACCAUGUAGGAUAGAAAGAGAAAACGAUUCUCUGGUUCAAGAUUAUGUUUUCUCCUGUGAUGUAUCCCAUGAUGUUGUCCCUGCCAAAGGAAAGCUGGUCUUGUGCAUACGAUUUCAGCCUCAGAUUGUAGGAGAGCACAGUACUGACUAUUUCACUAUCAUAUAUGCUGGAUGCCUCCUGAAGACUGUCCUGAAGGUGGUUGGCUCAUGUAGAGGUCCUUUGGUGUACCUGCACCAAUACUCUGUAGACUUUGACUGGAUCAAUCUCGGGGAAAGUUCGAUCCAGACACUGAAAAUCAGCAACAUCUCAAACGUCCGGGCCUAUUAUCAGUUUGAUAUUGAUGGCAGAGGGAGCGUCUUCUCCUUGGAUCACCCCUGUGGAGUCUUGGAGGGCAAAACAACACAAACGCUGAAGGUGACCUUUCAACCUACUCACCCCAUCAGCUAUCACCGCAGAGUGGUGUGCCUUGUCCAUCAUCAGGAACCCAUAUAUGUGGACUUUUUUGGUACCUGCCACUCAGACACAGCUAAGCCAGCUAUCCUUCAUGCAAGAAACCUCUUCUGGUACCGAACCAACAUGGUGAGGGAACUGACCUUCUACCCCCCUGAUAUCUUGAGUAUGAUGCUGAAAGAUGGGAAGUUGCAGGUGGAUGAAAAGGGAGCCCUCAUGCUGCCUCCUGAGAUCCCUCAGGACAAGCCUCCCAAGGAAUUUGUUGAAGCCAACUCCAUGAUUGAAUACUUCUACGAUGGUGUAAGCAGUGACCUGGCCUUGUUUACACCUCAUGUUAGUGUCAGCCCCACAGAGCAUGAUUUUGGUUGCUGUGUGCCACUCCACCAUGUAGAAGCACUUCCACUCUGUGUUACCAACCACACCAAAGGAAAGAUCACUGUUGCCUGGACUCCCAGCCAUGACAGUGCCAUCCGAGUGAGCCCUGAAAUCUGUGACAUCCCACCUUUGAAGUCUUCAGCCUUUCGAGUCCUUUUCCAGCCCACUCAGCUCAACAGUCUCUAUGCAGCAGAGCUGGAGGGUUUUGCCUUCUACAAGGUGCUGAGUCACUACAGCAACAUCAGAGAGGAAGCCACUAUCUGUCCAUCCUGGUGCCUGACUGUCAGGCUGAGAGCACACACGUAUGAAGCAGGACGGGAGCACUUCAUCCCACAGUACAUCCUGGAUGUCCCCAAGACUUUUCCUCCUGUGACUCCUAACACUGAUACCUACUGCAGUAUGCUGCUCUUGAACACGGGCACCUCCUUGAUGACUUUCAAUGUGAACCAAGCUGCCUGUCCCUCUGUUUCAAUCAAGCCCUGCUCAGGACUCAUCAUUCCAGGUGGCCACCAGAUUUUCUUUCUCUCCACUCACCCAGUUAACACAGCCUCACAGCAGCACGUCCUGCCUUUGCAGCUGAAUUCUUAUCUUGGAUACACCAAGGAGAUUGCUCUCCGAAGUUGUGGGGAGCCCCUUCUUUUGCUCUUAGAAGGUGAUGGGAUUCUAUACUUCAAGCCGUCUGAUACACGAAUGUAUACCAUUAAAAACUGCACAAGGCUACCCAUGGUUUUCACAUGGAAGAUCCAUCAGUCUGAGAGCAAGAUCCUGUCUGUCAGACCCACUACAGGGAUCCUCCAGCCCUAUGAAGCCAUGGCUCAGAUGUGGACUUUUACUCCUGUCAAGGAGACCAAGUAUCUGCUGCGAGCUAUGGUGUUUGUGAGGAGGAAAAGCCCAGACCCAGCAUCUCCUGAAAGUGUCCAUUAUGCCUUACGCAUUGUUGGACAGGGGGCACUGGGCACCAUCAGGGCACAAGAGGAGCACCUGGACCUCGGAAAUGUUCUGGUUGGUGAUGUGCAAAGCUGCAGGGUUACACUGCUAAAUGAUGGGAUCUGCUCUUUGAAGUACAUCCUCAGUGUGGAACAACAGAUCUCCGGGACUUGUGACCCCAAGGAGGUCCGCAGCGAUCCUCUGGCUUUGGAGCUGGAACACUCCACAGGGGCAAUCCCCGCAAGGUCUAAAGCUUUUGUCCAAGUAACAGUCAGACCAGCCCAUCGGUUGCGUUACACCUGGACAAUCAAAUACGCGAUUUGCACCCCCACAGCUACAGAUCUUUCAAGCACAAAAGAGGAGCAGCAGUCCCUCUGCUGCAUUGUAGCAACAGGCAUCUACCCAACUCUCUGCAUCGCAGAUGCCCACUCAGCAGGGAGUGCCAGCAAUAUCAGCAAGUUGCACCUCUGGAGGCUCUUUUCCUUGAACGCACUGAAUAAAUACUUGGAGCAAGACCCGACUCCCAGCGAGCUCACCUACAGAGUUCCCACAAGGCACAGCACAUGCUUGAUCCCUCCAGUAUACACCCCUCUCCUGCUGGAUUUCAACUUUGGGGCUGCCCCGAUAGUCUCUGAGCCUACGAUUGUGAUGCUCCUGCUAGCGAACAAGGGUGUAGUGCCUGUGGAGUGGGCUUUCCUGUUUCCUUCUGAUCAGAAGAUGGACAUGGAGCACUGGGCAGAGGUUGCUGAGUUUAGCUCCUGUGAGCUGCACCAGAUGAGAAUUCAGGAUAACCAGCUCUUCAGUGUCUCCCCAAAGUCAGGGAAACUUCUUCCAGGACAGGAGGAAUCUGUCCAGCUCUCACACAGACAUGAUUUCAUUGGCACUGAUCACCUCCCUGUCCUGCUGAACAGAUCCUCACCUAGGAACCUGGUGGAAUGUGCAAAACAUACGCUGAACUUCAGCGGUGUGACGCUGGAACAGGACCAGCCGUACAUUCAUUUUGCAGCCAUUAAGCAUCACUUCAGACCCAUUGCCAUUGGGAUGUUCCACCCUCCCACACAGACUUACGACCUCUACAAUUGUGGCUCCGUGCCUGUGAUGUUUGAGGUUCAGCUGGACAGCAUUGCGCGGAUCCAGGAGGAGAAUAAUAAGCAUCCUGUGUUUGUCUGCCUAACUCCUAGAGGAGAAAUCCCCCCUGGCAAAACAGGCCACAUUGAAUGGAUCUUCUCACCACUGGAAGCUAAAACAUACUUGGUUGAUGUUCCCAUCCAUGUCCUUGGAGGCGAAUCAGCUCUGAUCACCUUCCAGGGAGCAGGCUACGAUCCGAAUACCGCAGGAGAGACUGCCACAUCCGGUGAUGUUUUGUCUCCUUCAGUCUUUCCAGUUUCUCCCAGGCUAACUGUACCUGGGCAGGCAGCUGCCUUGUCACACCAGAGAAUUUGCUUUGGAAAUAUCCCAGACUGCACCAAAGCCAGUCAACUUGUCUUUCUCAACAACAUCUCGGAGAGCAAGGCUGUUGUGUUUGCCUGGAAGAUAAAUACUUGUAAAGACAAGAGGGUGUUGCAGAUUGCUCCAGAGUCAGGGGUUGUGGAGCCUGGAGAGAGCAUCCCCUGCUUCAUCACACUGCAACCUUUAGGGUGUGCUUCCUUUUUCAGCACGGAUCUGGUGUGUGAGGUAUACAUCCAGGAGACCCUGGCUCAGUAUGAGAGGGACCUGCAGGAGCGGGUAAAGGAAAAGGAAUGGCAGGCUGUAGAAUUCACCAUCACAGAGAAGGACCUUGGGACUAAGAAGCCAAAGCCACCUGCAAGGAGGUCAUCAGAUUCUGCCAAGACAGAAAAUCUUCCUGAAUCCUCAGCUGUGUUCAGGAAAUACAAGACAUUACCCCCCAUUAAAAAACACCAUAUGGCCAAUUUCCCAGCUGGACACUUACAGAGGAGGCUGCUGUUGGACAAAGAAGCCAGUCAGAUGUGGGUCAAACCAGAGCCUCCUAAGCCCAUCCUCUUACACCUUUGUGUGACAGCCAGGUCCUACUCUACUGAGGACUUCUACAACAACUUCACCUCGAAGUUCCCCAAAUACUUCUUGUCCCGCCCCUUCAGUGACCAGCCCUUGAAGACCAAGAUUGUGGGUGGCAGUAAGGACAGAGACAAGAUGGACAUGGACCCCAAAUUGCUAUCCCUGGCUACUGCUUCUGAACAGGAGUUGCAGAUAGUGACUGACAUACUCCAAGAUGUCAUCAGCCUCUUGGACAACCCUGAGUUCCAUGAUGCCAUGAGAAGAAGCCUGGAUGAGCCCAUUCCAUAUUUCUCCCAGUUCUGGAGUGCAGAAUCAGCAGAGCUCCAGAACAGGAGACAGUGCUCCACAGUCCCCUCUAGGGUCCCUGCUUCCCCAGAUCUUUGUCCUGAGGAGGAUGGAGAGGGAAAAGAAAAGAGGCAGGAAACCUCUCCCAGUGAUGAUUUGCUGGACUCUUUGGAGAUUUUGCACCACGAGCAGUUGAGGGAGCAGAAGGAAAUGAUAAGGAGGCAGCCAGCCCUUGGGAACCUGGUGGAGUCAAUGCUGGAAAACAUGGUGCAGAACAUCCUGAUUGAAGCCAGCCGUGGGGAGCUGGAGCUGACAGCCCAGCCCAGGGUCAUUGGUCUGCCUCUCAGCCCUUCCCAAAGGUAG
Messenger RNA from Mesitornis unicolor (brown roatelo), 5268 nucleotides. Its product is annotated as coiled-coil domain-containing protein 108-like. NCBI's taxonomy places the organism in Eukaryota, Metazoa, Chordata, Aves, Mesitornithiformes, Mesitornithidae. The record is from RefSeq and is a predicted model, not a curated record.